UUUUAGGUCAAUUAAUUCAUAUUCAGCUUCUUUCUUCUUCCGCAGACUCUCCUUGUAAUAUUCAUCUCUUCCGCUACUCUCUUUGAUUUCUCAAUUCGAUCAAUUCUUCAGAUUCUUGUAAUCAAAUUGUUAAUAUGGUAUCAGAUUAGGUUCUGAUCUCUAUCAUCUUUUCUGAUUUCAUUUUUUUUCUCGAUUUCUAUAAUCGAUCUUCAUCAUAUAAAACCCUAGUUCUUCGCUCAAAUUUUUGAUGCGAUGAGUCAUUCUGCUACUUUACCCUUGCAUCCUCUUGAUGAUCCUUCAUCUCCGUACUACCUGCAUCCAAGCGACCAUGUCGGUCUGCGUAUCAUCUCUAAAAUGCUUCAUGGAGACAAUUUCAAUGCUUGGCAGAAGUUGGUUGUGAUGGCUUUUUCUGUAAAAAACAAGAUGGCUUUUCUGGAUGGUUCCAUCGAGCAGCCCGGAUUGCAGUGAAAUUGUUAAUGGGCCUAGAAUGCUGUUCUGUAACCAGGGGAUUGGAGAGGUGGUGUCACUCCAACCACCGGAUUGCAGUGAAAUUGUUAAAGUUGGACUGAGAUACGACCCAACAUGUAACAACUAUAAGGUAGUGACAUUGUCAGCCUCCGAAAAUGGUAGAACCAGUUCUUGGACAGUGGAUGUGUACUCGGUCAGAGAUGGAUGCUGGCACACUUUACAUGGCAUUGGAGGAUCCCUUAAACACUUUGACUCAUACUCAUUUGAUGGUGAAGCUGUUUUGAAUGCCAAUGGAAGAGUUAUUAAUUGGCUGGGUUUCCAUAAAGUUUGGACCAUGAUUUUGAUUAGUAUAAUAUUAUGGAAUUUAUGAAUUUUAUACUUUUAACAAAGAUCUUUUUCAUAUCAUUUAUAUAUUAUAAAUAGUUUUCAAUAAAAAUACAUAUUUGGUCAAAAUUUUAAAGAUGACAAAGUUUUUAGGGAUGAAGGUAGUAUUACAGUUGGCUUACCAAGUCAGUUAGCAGAUGUUUAAUUAUCUCACGUUUGAUGUUCUCUAAAAUAAAAACUUUAAUUUGCA
Cuscuta europaea is the source of this 1042-nucleotide messenger RNA. The record is from the annotation of a GenBank genome assembly. NCBI's taxonomy places the organism in Eukaryota, Viridiplantae, Streptophyta, Magnoliopsida, Solanales, Convolvulaceae.